This is a messenger RNA of Papilio machaon (common yellow swallowtail), 2676 nucleotides long. RefSeq lists its product as uncharacterized. Gene Ontology annotation, molecular function: protein binding. The transcript is spliced from 6 exons. The coding region runs from base 31 to 924 and encodes 297 amino acids. NCBI's taxonomy places the organism in Eukaryota, Metazoa, Arthropoda, Insecta, Lepidoptera, Papilionidae. The record is from RefSeq and is a predicted model, not a curated record.
CGGGCCCCAGCCAGCCCGCGCCGCGCCGCCAUGAAGGCGCGCGCGCUCUUCACCCUGUGCACCGCGAUUUUCGCCGCUGCGACCCUCGGAAAUGCCGAGAAGAGCAAGUUCUAUUAUAUGGACUCGUUGUGCAAGGACCACUUCCUCCAGCGGCAGUACCGCAAGCUGGAUGGAGGCGUGCUGUGGUCGCGAAACGAGCGCAACCUCGACUGCACCGUCACUUUCCAGACGCACAGCAUCCUGCAGCGCUUCAUGUUGCACUUCGAUAUGCUGCAGCUCGACUGCAACGACCACCUCUACGUCUACGACGGCGCGCACGCCACCGCACCACCUAAGGCGGACCUGUCGUGUCGCAACACGAAGCAGCAAGUGGGGGCGCUGUUCACACGCAGCAACUUCGUUACCCUCAAGUACGUCACCGACAACUGGGGUACUGACGCCAACGGCUUCAAGCUAGUCAUCACCGCCGUUAAGGACCCCAUUCCAGAACACGGGUGCAAGGAAUUCCGGUGCAAGCAGCGCGAGUUCUGCGUGAGUGCCGACCUCGCGUGCGACGGCGUCGAUCACUGCGCCGACGGCUCAGACGAGGACACCGCCGCCCUUUGCCCCGAGAACGGAGGCGCGGGCGGCGGCGGGCUGUGGCUGAUGGGUGCGGCUGGGGGCGGGGUGCUGGCGCUGGCCGCCGCCGCGCUGGCUCUCUGCUGCUACUGCCGUCGGAGGACGCCCUCGCGCCGCACACAUCUACAUUUGGCACAGAUGGCGAGCAGCAACGGCGCCGGGUCGGCUGGCAAGCCGGCGGGCGGCGAAUCCCCACCGGCCUGCCCGGGCGACACGCGGCUGCCGGGAAACUGGGCGCUCCCUGCGGGCCCGCGCGGGUACAACGCGGCGCGUCCGGGCCGCCUGCGGGCGAGCGCACAGCGCUGAGCGCUGCCCCGCACAAGGACGAGUGGUUCGUCUGAGGCGGCCCGGUCGGGCCCGCAGGGCGGGGGCGCCGUACCGGCCCCCACUACUCCUCCCCCGUGUCGCACGCGCACAGUCGCGCGACGCGGUCACGUGUUCCAUUCAUAACGCGACCGAUUUCCGUUUGCAGGCGCGUCUCAGAGCGCGGCCACAGUAUAAGUAUGACAUCUACUAUAUCUACUAUAUUUCUGACAUCUACUCAUACUUACACUGUGGCACGUCUGCGAAGUGUUACUUAUGACGCAACAUGUUUCAGUUUCCGACUGGGAGCGUCGCUCGCGACCUUCUCAAAGUGCGUACCGGUUCAUGUGUUACGAUGGUUUUGGUUUAGAGUAGGAUGAUAAAUGUGUUCAAACGCAAUUCGCGCGUCGCGAUGUUGUGUUCUUUAAGCGAUCGAGUAUGUAUGUAUUUCGAGAGGCCCCUGGUCGACUGGCGAUAAUGUUGCAUACAUAUUUUGUACUAAAUGGCAUUAAUACUAGUUUAUAGGUAAUACUGAAAUGCAAUAAUGAUAAAACAGAUUACAUAAAUCUCCUGCUGCGAGAUUCAAGCCUUCGAAAGAGAAAUAUUUUAGGCGUUAUUGUACUUAACGAUCCUUUUUGGGGAUGACAUUCAUACUUAUGCAAUGUUAUUGACGAAGUAGGGGCCAAUCUUUUAGACGUGACACGUUGCCGUAUUUAGUUUGUAUGUUGAAGGUUUAAGAGUUUAUAGUUAAUAUCGCAUGAUGUGACGCGAUGCAUUUCACGGAGUUCAAUUCUCACUUGUAAAACAUAACAAACUAAUCUCGAAAGCGCAAUAAUAUUUUCUAAGGUAAAUUAAAGCGCGAUUGGAUCCGAACAUUGCGCGUUUGCAGGUGGAAACGCGUCGCGUCAUUUCACUCGGAGCAAUGAUAAUGCGACCCGCGCCGGCUGCAGACAAACCCCUCGCCAUAUCACUUUUAGAUAGUUAUUAUAGAUUAUAUCGAGCCUGUAUAGUGACGUAGAGAUACAUAUCAAAUGAUGAUGAUAAUAAUAAUGUUUAAUUUUGCGAGUGCUUCGCAUCGAACAUAUCAGGAGACAGGUGCGGUGGGCGGCGCUCCGCUGAAUAUUACAGGAUACAAGUGAAAUGCUGCGGCGUGCCGUGCAUCGUGGCAUGCUCAAGUUUGUGUAAUAGAGGGGAUUGUUCUGAACACUCACGUAGAGUGUGUCGGGCUUCGGCUUGCAGCCGGUGCGGGCGUUGCGGUCUCGCGAGUGGGUCACGGUGCGCAUCGUCGCGCGACACGCGGCGACACGCGGGCGCAAGAGACUGUACUUACACCGAUAUGACACGACAGUACGACCGGUGUGAGCGGCGGCCGCCUGCCACCGGCCGCUCUCACACCGCACCGAGCGAUCUAUCCGAACGUAUCUUGUAUGUAUAUGUAAUACUUAAUUUUAGCGAGGAUUUUUUUUAGGUGAUUUUUACUCGUUUAGCGAGAGGCGCGCCGCGCCGCGUCUCGUGGGUGUCCAGUUUUUGGUGUUACGAUAAUCGCAUUGUAAAUUUAUCGAUAUGAAAUUAAACACUUUUGGCUUAUUGUUCGUAUGUUAUUGAGUUGUUACUACUGACAACAGCGCCGGCUCCCUGCGCCCGUUACCCCCUUCCCCUUUCCCACCAACCCCACCCACAGCCCGGUCAUGUGUUGAAAACGUUCAUUGGAUUAUGAUCUAUUUGUAUGAAGUUACAUGUAAAGGAAUUGUAAAC